AUGAAGAGCACAACACAAGUAUUCUACAAGCCAUCACCUACCGAACACGAGACCUUCUCAGUGGUUGUAAACCCAGACGAGUACAAGAAGUGGUCACAAGGCGACAGGACGAUCCCAUUGGUUGAAGUUGUCGACUCAUUUGAUAUCUUCUACUCUGAACAAGGCUUCCAAGGCAAGUUGGGCAGAGCUUCAAAGCAGCAAUUGGACAAUGUUUUCGGUACUCACACUGAUGACGUCGUCGUCGCAAAGAUAUUGGAAGCUGGUACUGAUCAACCAACUGAAUUGAGUGGUGGUAGCGCAAUCAAGCAUCGUUAA
Messenger RNA from Wallemia ichthyophaga EXF-994, 315 nucleotides. RefSeq names its product SDO1-like protein C21C3.19. The record is from RefSeq and is a predicted model, not a curated record. The transcript has a single exon. Lineage: Eukaryota; Fungi; Basidiomycota; Wallemiomycetes; Wallemiales; Wallemiaceae. The coding region runs from base 1 to 315 and encodes 104 amino acids.